Molecule: messenger RNA, 656 nt
Organism: Dichomitus squalens LYAD-421 SS1
Lineage: Eukaryota; Fungi; Basidiomycota; Agaricomycetes; Polyporales; Polyporaceae
Exons: 3
Coding region: 80-538 (152 amino acids)
Source: RefSeq, a predicted model, not a curated record
CACGAUACUAUCACCGUUUCGGCCAUCGAGUCCGUGUGGUUCCACAGGAUUGGUGCUUCCCCAUUCUGUCCCCGUCGGAAUGUCUAUCGAUAUUGAAACAGCUUGCCAUGCCCAACCUCGCGAGCUUAUAUAUGUGGCUGCGAUUGCAGGCUCGGACGACGAGCUGCUCGCCCACGUCGCGAGAGCGUACCCGCGGUUGUUCCAUCCGGAGAUCCACCGCUAUCGUAAGAUCCGGACGGAAUACGUGCAACAUGUGCACAUAGCACGCAUACUCGCUGGUGCCAAGUCGUUGCGCACGAUACACCUCAACCUUAAUUUUCGCGACGACCACGGCCCUUACUGCCUAAAUGGCAUGCUUCGCGGUCCGUGGUACUUCGCGUUCAGCACGAUGUACGGGCCAGAAAUCGUUGAGGAAAGCUGUCCGCUGCUGGAAUACGUCGGUUUUCUGUACCAUGACGCAGCUCGCACCGUCUGGGUCCAGUUUCAUCCUUCGCGAUGUGCUGAACGUUUAGUACGCCCCAACUAUGGACCUGGCUGACAUGGGGCGGCGGUAGCGGCUUCGGACGAGCUGUACAUGGUGGUCCUAUGAAGACACAGCAUUCGUGCGAGAUGCUUGUUGUACUCUACGUGUAUCUCUCCGCCUCUUUGAUACUGCC